Capsella rubella is the source of this 1368-nucleotide messenger RNA. Its product is annotated as INO80 complex subunit D. NCBI's taxonomy places the organism in Eukaryota, Viridiplantae, Streptophyta, Magnoliopsida, Brassicales, Brassicaceae. The coding region runs from base 46 to 960 and encodes 304 amino acids. The record is from RefSeq and is a predicted model, not a curated record. Gene Ontology annotation, cellular component: NSL complex. The transcript is spliced from 2 exons.
UUUCCGACUCUGAUUUUGAAUCGCUGUCAUUUUCCGGCGACGACAAUGGCGUCAGCUUCCAAGAACAUUCAGCAAAACCCUUUCUCCUUAAAACCGCCAAGGCCUCCUACGUCUUCCUCCGGCGCUGCAUCUUCCACCGCCGUGGCUUCCACCUCAUCUGAACCCCAAAUUCGGAACCCUAACUUAACCCCUAACCCUAGCACAAACGUCUUGCCCUCGACUUCGGAUUCACCGAUUACGAUGUCACAAGAAGAUGAAAUCCUCGCACGCUCCAGUCACCUCACCCGCCCGGAGCUUCUCCGACGCCGAUCACACAACCUUAAGCAGCUCGCCAAGUGUUAUAGAGACAAUUAUUGGGCUUUAAUGGAGGAUCUCAAGGCGCAACACAGGGAUUAUUGGUGGAAGUAUGGGGUUAGUCCCUUUAAAGACGAACAUAGUCAAUCCAAUAAGAGACGAAGGAUUGGUCCUGAUGGAGAAACUGGAGAUGGUGAUGCUGUUGAAGGUAGUGGAGACAAUGGUACGAAUAAUGAUGGUGGUAAUGGUGUUAAAACUGAUCAGUAUGCGAAUAGUAAUUGUGGGAGUUGUAUGUAUGGAUGCAAAGCUAAAGCUAUGGCGCUCACCAAGUACUGUCAGUUGCAUAUUCUCAAGGAUAGUAAGCAGAAGCUCUACACUGGUUGUACAAACGUUAUAAAACGAGCUCCAGCAGGACCAUUACUUUGUGGAAAACCAACACUUGCAUCAACAGUUCCUGCACUGUGUAAUAUGCACUUCCAGAAAUCCCAAAAGCUUGUUGCUAAAGCUCUAAAGGAUGCUGGUCACAAUGUCUCUUCAACGAGUAGGCCUCCCCCGAAGCUCCAUGUUAUAGUAGCUGCAUUUGUGCAUCAUAUUCAAGCAAAAAGAAAAAACCCACAGAUGGAGGGUAAACUCAAAAGUGUUGUAAAAGAAGAAAAUACAAGCUGAAUCAUGCUCUUAGCGUUCCCAGAAGUAAUUUCUGUGUAUCAAGUUUUCGAGAAUUGAAGAAGGUGAGGAUCUUUGCCUACUGUAUCAUUCUAGGAAGAAGUGACAUAAAACUUCAUUUGUUGCGCUCUGAUUCUCUACAGAUUUUGAUACUGUGUAGGUAUUGGAUGUGGUUUAUCUGCACACCGAGCUAUUAAGACAGGUUUCGUUACAGUGCACUGUAGCCUGUAGGGUAUAGUAGAUAAGAUAGUGGUAGAUUAUUGAGAUGAAGAAGAUUCUACUUUUUUUAUAGGGUUAAUAAGAUGGUUAUAGAUCCAUACGCACAAAUACUUUAUAACUCACUCUAAAGUUCUGGAGAUGUCCUUCUCUGUUUUGUUGCAAUUUUGAUCAUUUCUAGUUUUCUACUGUUUA